This is a messenger RNA of Balaenoptera acutorostrata (minke whale), 3317 nucleotides long. RefSeq names its product IKAROS family zinc finger 5 (gene IKZF5). The record is from RefSeq and is a predicted model, not a curated record. Lineage: Eukaryota; Metazoa; Chordata; Mammalia; Artiodactyla; Balaenopteridae. Gene Ontology annotation, biological process: regulation of transcription by RNA polymerase II. The transcript is spliced from 5 exons. The coding region runs from base 578 to 1837 and encodes 419 amino acids. Gene Ontology annotation, molecular function: RNA polymerase II cis-regulatory region sequence-specific DNA binding; DNA-binding transcription factor activity.
AGGAGAGCGGUUAAGGAGGAGAGCGGUUAAGAAGGAGCGGCGCGAGGAGAGAGCAGGGUGUUCGCGACGGGCUGACUCCGCCCUGAACUCAGCCUCAGCGAAGGGGCGGGCGUGGUCGGUUGGUCUGCGGGGGUCACGCUCCAGUACCUUCCUGGCCCGAGCGCGGAGGUUGCGGUGUCUGGCCGCGGGAGCCCCGAGGAAACGAACGGUCCCUGCGGUGGCGUCGCCGUCUGGCAGGGGCUUGGCGGCUCCUGGGUAGGGAGCUGCCUCUCGCUCUGACAGGUGGUCGUGGCGGGGGGCCGCCCCGAAAUUUGCGUCUCCACCGGGUCCCGGGGCCAGGGGAUCAGCCGAGGUGCGGGUCUCCUAGGUGUUCCGAAUCCUGACCUCUGUAUGGCUUUUCAAUUUUAGUUGAAAUUCCCUCCAUGGCCUUUUGGAGUCCUUUGGUGUAUCUCCAGAGUAAAUUUCGAUUACUCUACAUUUCAUCCAUGUUGGAGUGGCAAGAAAAAGGAGGAACUGAUUUGGGGUGAAAAGGUAUAACGAACUGUAAACUAAAAAAAACCAAAAAUCAAAAACAAAGAUGGGUGAAAAGAAACCAGAGCCUUUGGACUUCGUGAAAGAUUUCCAGGAAUACCUGACUCAGCAGACCCAUCAUGUCAACAUGAUUUCUGGAUCAGUUAGUGGGGACAAGGAAGCAGAGGCUCUUCAGGGAGCUGGAACAGAUGGUGAUCAAAAUGGACUUGAUCACCCAUCUGUUGAAGUUUCCCUGGAUGAAAACUCAGGAAUGUUAGUAGACGGGUUUGAAAGGACCUUUGAUGGGAAGCUCAAGUGUCGGUACUGCAACUAUGCCAGCAAAGGCACCGCACGACUCAUUGAACACAUUAGAAUCCACACAGGUGAGAAACCUCAUAGAUGUCACUUAUGUCCAUUUGCAUCUGCUUAUGAGCGUCAUCUGGAAGCCCAUAUGCGUUCCCAUACAGGAGAAAAACCAUAUAAAUGUGAAUUGUGUUCCUUCCGCUGCAGUGAUCGAAGUAACCUGUCCCAUCAUCGAAGGCGCAAGCAUAAAAUGGUACCAAUGAAAGGUACUAGGUCUUCCUUAAGCAGCAAGAAAAUGUGGGGGGUUUUACAGAAGAAAACAAGCAAUCUGGGCUAUAGCAGACGAGCACUAAUCAACUUAAGCCCACCUUCCAUGGUGGUCCAGAAGCCAGACUACCUUAAUGACUUUACCCAUGAGAUCCCGAAUAUCCAGACUGACUCCUAUGAAAGUAUGGCAAAAACCACACCAGCUGGUGGCCUGCCAAGGGACCCCCAAGAACUCAUGGUUGACAACCCUUUAAACCAGCUGUCAACUCUAGCAGGACAGUUGUCCAGUUUGCCGCCUGAAAACCAAAACCCCGCAUCCCCUGAUGUGGUCCCCUGCCCCGACGAGAAGCCUUUCAUGAUGCAGCAGGCCUCUGCUCAAGCGGUGGUUUCUGCCGUGCCAGCCAGUGUUCCUCAGAGCUCCUCGCCCACUAGCCCCGAAGCUCGGCCGUCACAUAGUCAGAGGAACUAUAGUCCGGUGGCAGGUCCGAGCAGUGAACCAAGUGCUCACACGAGUACUCCCAGCAUGGGAAACAGUCAGCCAAGCACUCCAGCUCCGACCCUGCCGGUCCAGGACCCUCAGCUUCUACACCACUGCCAGCACUGUGACAUGUACUUUGCCGACAACAUCCUUUACACUAUUCAUAUGGGAUGUCAUGGGUAUGAAAAUCCUUUUCAGUGUAACAUAUGUGGAUGCAAAUGUAAAAACAAGUAUGAUUUUGCCUGUCAUUUUGCAAGAGGGCAACAUAACCAACACUGAUGGAAAACAAUCACGUUAUGCUUUACUUGGUUUGCCAUUUUGUGUUUUGUAGUUUACUGUUGUUUUCUGCAGGGGAGGGGUGGGGGUGUCGUCCCUAUUAAGGUGUUUGCUAAUUUAAAGUCUAUACAUACAGAGUAUAAAUUUGACAGUGGAAACAAAAUUUUUUUCUUUUUUUUUUUUCCAUAAAAACCUUGUCAGGGUCAUUUAUGUAUUAGAACAGUUGGACAUGUUGGUGUCUGUUUUUUCCUUUCAUUUAGACAUUUGAGAAUUUGAGUGCAAUGAUAAUCUUACAAGUGGUCAUUUAAAUUUCUCACAUUUAUGAUCCAUAAAAACUUCAAGGCUGAUAGAUACCCUUGGUAUUUCAACAUCUACACUGCAGCUAGAUGUUAUUAUUUCUGCCAUAAUUUCAAAAUGGUAAAUUACUUUCUCUUACAAAAUCUGUUACAACUUAUUUCAAUGUUUAGUGGAGGAAUUGCCUUUGAAAUUGCCCUUAAUUAAAAACUAUUUAGUUAACAUAGCUUAGUUGAAUCAGUAGUUUAAUUUCAACUGAUAAUAGUAAAGCAAUUUCAGUGUAGUAAAUCUUUCUUUUUUCCAUAAGGGAAAAUAUAAAACAUUGAAUUCUUUUAAAAUUAAAGUUAUAAAAAUAUGAGGUAAAAGUUCUGAAAAGAAAUGAAACAUAAGACUUUAAAUUGGAAAUGGAGUUUAAUAGUUAAAAUACCUGCCCAUUCAACUUGUAGUUCAAACACACAGCAAUUUUCCAUUGGAUUCUUUUUAUUAUACUUGUAAUUUAUUUUAAAAACUACAGGUAAAUACAUGAGAACACUAGAAAUAUCAGAGGAUUAUCUAUGAAGAUGCCUUUUUUCCUUUUAAUCUGAACUGUUCAUUUAAAUCUUCAUUCUGAUGUACACGUGAGGUUGAUAACUAUACUGAGAAUCUGCUAUUCCUUCUAUUCCUUUGAUGACCAAAGAGGUACAGUGGAAGUCAUCCAUCUUAUUCCUAGGAAAUGCGGUCCUUCCCCCCAAAAUCUGAAGUUUCCUUUUCCUGCCUUCUAUCCAUUUAUUGCCCAUAAUUUUCAAGAAAAGGUAGGUAUAGAAACACAUGGGAAAAUGUGAUGGUGAAGUGAUAUUUACAAAAAUGAGAACAUAUGUCCAAAACGAAUUCUGGACUCCUCUUCAGAAUUGGCCAUUUAAGAUAUUUUCUGUGAAUUCAAGUUGUAAUGCUUAUUUGCAGUUUUACCAGUCUUUAAUGUACAGCAAGAAAACUAUAUAAAACUGUGAAUUGAAUCAUCAUUAGUAGAAGAGGAUAAAAAAAGUGUGGAAAUGGAUAUAAAAAUGCAUUUAAACAUGAUAUUUGUUUACAAAAAUAAAACUUGCUAUAUAAAUCCACAGUAAGUAAUUUUGAUUAGGAGGCUGUUUUUGUGUAAUAACUAGCGGACUCUGAGGACAGCUUGGUCAAACAAUAAAAUAUAUUGUUACUAACU